UCUAUUCUCAGCAUCGUCUUGGAAAUUUCCCAUCGAGUCCAAAAUCCAGAUGUUGUCGUCGUCUUUGACUCAUCCUCAAAGAUUCGAUGUGUUCUUGAGUUUCAGAGGCAAGGACACUCGCCGGACUCUAAUCAGCUUUCUCUACAAAGAGCUUACUAGAAAUGGUCUUCGAACUUUCAAAGACGACAUGGAUCUUGAGAUUGGCCGUCGUAUCUCUCAAGAAAUCUCGCUCGCAAUCCAAAACUCGAAAGUAGCCAUCGUGGUGGUGUCCCUGGGCUAUCCAGAUUCGGGAUGGUGUCUCGAUGAGCUCGUGGAGAUCAUGGACGCUGAAAGAAAAGGUUCGCUCGUCGUUAUCCCAAUCUUCUACGACGUGGAUCCUUCUCACCUGAGGAGACAAAUCCGAAAAGUCGCCAAACAGUUCAAGAAGCAUGAGGAGAGGGAAGAUCAACAAACUAUGGUAUCAUGGAGACAGGCACUCGUUAGUCUGGCAGCUAUCUCCGGUCAAUGUUUACGAGAUUGGAAAGAUGACUCGAAGCUGGUUGAAGAAGUUACCAAGAAAACAUUCAUGUUAUUAUUCUCUGCAAGACCACCACCAUUAUUACUAAGUAAUAUUUGUUGCAUCACAAGUGUUUUUUACAUGAACGUGAUCGACGAGGUUUUUAGAACCCUUGUUGAGCAAAUGAAAGAUAUCAAAGGUUCAAAAGUAGAGAAUCACAAGCUAUGUGCAUCGGUAUAUUACCGUAACAUUGAUGAGAAGGAUUGGCCAGUCAUUGCUCAACGUGUUCAUGACCACUUGAAACAAUACCCUCGUUUGCGUUUAACUCAUGGGAGAAAGGUUUUGGAGGUUCGCCCUGUGAUAGACUGGAACAGAGGAAGAGCGGUCGAUUUUUUAUUAGAAUCUCCUCGUAUGCAUAAUAAUCUUUUAGUGUAACGAAUCUGAAUCCAUAUUUCUUGAUUAUGACGGAUUACAAAGAUAAACUCUGAUUGUUUGAAUACAAACCGACUUAUCAAUCUCCUGGCGAUCAAGCAUAGAUCCAUGAGACUCAAAACCUAUAUUCUUAAAAAAGAAAAGAAAUAUAGAUCAUGGCCUUUCUGAUGUAUAGUAACAACAAAAGACGCAAGAGAACUGUAUCAUAUAAAGUUAUAAAACAAAAACCAGAUCCAUUAAAAAUAUUACAUGUCAUCUUCGAUCCAAAGUGGCUUCUUCUUCUUCUUCAAUGUUUUUGUAUCGAAACGUGACUGAUUAUUCGUCUUUUCACGUAUAAGCAGAGACAAAGAAGCACGAGUGUCAUCAGUCCCUACCAAACCAUUUCUCUUUUGGGUUAUCUCCAAUUUGGGAAUAGCAGCGACAAGACUUGUAGCUGGAGGAGAAGCUCGUGGGUAGAAGAAGUCGGUGGGGAAGAAACUAUAUUGAAGUCCGGCCAUUUUCUAUUUUUAAUGUUUUCUCUUUUGUGAGUUUUAGGUUUGAGAAAACUUGUUCUCUGUGCUAAGAGUCUAUUUAUGGGCAAAAUGGGAGAGAGGCAGAGAGCUGACUUUUACCUAAAUGCGGAAAGUUAGG
This is a messenger RNA of Thlaspi arvense, 1558 nucleotides long. Lineage: Eukaryota; Viridiplantae; Streptophyta; Magnoliopsida; Brassicales; Brassicaceae. The record is from the annotation of a GenBank genome assembly.